CCCAUCAGUUUCAAAAUGUCGCUGCUUAGAAGUGUGCACAUUUUUAUAUUUUUACUUUUAAGCACAAUAAAUGGAGAAUAUCACAAAGAAUUUCUCAUAAGUGAGACAGCAAAAAUGGAUUUAAUGCAAUUAGACAACGAACUGAUUGUCAAUCUGGAGAGAUAUGCCGAAAAAGUCGAGGAUAAGGUGGCUAAGCUACAGAGAAUUGUUAAGGAAUUAAGACAGCCCUUGGAUGCUGCAAAGGGAAUUGAAGAGGAGUACAUGGGAAAUCCCCUCCACAGUUUUCCACUCAUUCGGCAUAUGUAUCAAGAUUGGGAGAUUCUUGAGGAGUUUAUGAAGCAGCCAGUGGGAGAAGAACAAAUUGAUUUUCUAAAAAAGAAACUACCGGAAUUGCCCUGGCACGCGGAUGCAGAGGAAGCCAGUACAGCCAUUUUCCGAAUGGCAGAGACCUAUGGAAUGAAGCCCGGGGAGAUGGCUGAAGGUUUCAUCGACAACGUUCGCUUCAACUCUACGCUUUCAGCUCUGGAUUGCUAUGAAAUCGCCAAGAUGUACUUUAAAUGGGGAUACUUUAAGGAAGCCCUUCAAUGGUUGAUCAACACUAAGACUCGGAUGAAAGAAGAGUACUCGGACGUUUAUGAAGUGCUGGGGAUGACUCGAAAGGAUGUUGCAUUGCUGCAGGCCAGAUGCCUAAUAGAAUUGGAUCUCAAGGAUGAAGCUAAGGACGUUCUACUGGAGCAGCCCGAUCUCGCGGAGAAUGCGACUAACUUGAUAGAUAAAUUCUUGGCCAGACCCUACGAGGCAGUAGAUUCGUCGCCCUCUUUGAGUGAAGACUACAAAAGACUGUGUCGUUCUUCGUUCUUGCCGAGACCUUCGAGGCUCCACUGUCGCUACAACACCACCACCUCACCCUUUCUGAUCUUGGCUCCACUCAAGAUGGAGGAGAUCUCACUGGAUCCCUAUAUCGUUUUAUACCACGACAUUCUGCCAGUUAAGGAUAUUGAUCAGUUAAUAAUCUUAGCUGAACCGAGACUGAAAGCCUCAGAAGUGAUAAAAGAAAAUGACAGUACAGUUUCCAGCGAUCGCACAGCCCUGGGAACUUUUCUACCCUUUGAGGGCAUGAACCCAUCUGAUGAACCCCUUUUUGAUCGACUUACCCAAAGGAUGCGCGAUAUCACGGGACUAAAAGUCGAAGACAGAAAACACGUCAACUUUAUUAAGUAUGGGUUCGGUGCUCAUUACACAAGUCAUUAUGACUUUUUCAACGAGUCGAACCUUGAAACUGAAGGUCGUGGUGAUCGAAUUGCCAGCGUUAUCUUCUAUUUGAAUGAUGCUCCAUUCGGUGGAGCCACUGUUUUUCCGCGCCUAAAUAUUAAAGUACCUGCGGAACGAGGUAAAGUUCUGUUCUUUUACAAUCUGAAUGGAGAAACGCACCAUGUGGAGCCAAACACUUUGCACGCCGCCUGUCCCGUCUUUUAUGGCAUUAAAUGGGCCAUGGCUUCCUGGAUUCACGAUUGGGAUCAGAUGUUCAUUCAACCCAUUUACCGUGAGGAAUAACUUUAAAUUCUUUAAAUUUGUUAGAUCUAUUAAUUAAUUAAUGUUCAAAGAAUAUUAAACUUUUUCAAUAAAACCUUAUAUUU
This is a messenger RNA of Drosophila takahashii, 1637 nucleotides long. It is a transcript of the gene PH4alphaNE3, whose product is annotated as prolyl-4-hydroxylase-alpha NE3. Gene Ontology annotation, cellular component: endoplasmic reticulum. NCBI's taxonomy places the organism in Eukaryota, Metazoa, Arthropoda, Insecta, Diptera, Drosophilidae. The record is from RefSeq and is a predicted model, not a curated record. Gene Ontology annotation, molecular function: iron ion binding; procollagen-proline 4-dioxygenase activity; L-ascorbic acid binding. Gene Ontology annotation, biological process: peptidyl-proline hydroxylation to 4-hydroxy-L-proline.